CUCUCCGUUGUUCACAGCCCGCCCUGCCAGCGCGCCAUGCAGAAUAAUAAUCCCCGACCACCGAAUCAACCGACGUCCGUUAAGAUAUAUAAUGCGGUGUAUUCAUCGGUCCAGGUCUAUGAGUGCAUGGUGCGCGGUAUUGCCGUAAUGCGUCGUCGUGCAGACUCCUAUGUGAAUGCAACUCAAAUACUCAAAGUCGCUGGAGUAGACAAAGGCCGUCGCACGAAAAUCUUAGAAAAGGAGGUCCUGCCGGGCAAGCAUGAGAUUGUGCAGGGAGGUUACGGAAAAUAUCAAGGAACUUGGAUUCCUCUUGAGCGCGGUCGAGAGCUCGCGUUGCAGUACGGAAUCGCGCCGCUCUUAUCGCCGCUCUUUGAUUUCACGCCAACCCAGCAGGGCAUGGGAGGCCUUCCAACAUCAUUACCUGGUCUCCCUGGACUAACCGGUGGACGUCCGUUAUCCGCUUCUUCCUCGUAUCCAAAUCUCAGUACGUCCAACUCGCAUGCCUUCUCAAAAUCUCCUAGUCAAAUUGGUCCAGCUCCCAUUAUGCCGGGUUCCGCCUUACGGCUUCUGAACCAAGGUCGUGCCCAGGGCUUGUUCACUCCCUCCACCUCAUCCUUACUGGCUCGGUCAGGUCUUACGGGUAACUCGAAUAACAGCUAUUUACCAGGUCUCAUACCGGGGUAUCCGCCCUCUCAACCUAUGUCGGCCAACAAUACGCCAAAACCUGAUACAUCACUGAAGCGAACUCGGACCGACAGCGAUAUUGAUAUUUAUGCGUCCGGGGACGCACAGGCUAGGGACAAAGCAACAUCCUCUGACUCGCAGAUACAAGUGCUCGAUUUUACCUUGGAAGACAUACCUCGACCUUCGACUUCUGCGCCUCCCGACGUAAGAACCAAUGGAAACGACGAUCCAUCUCCCUCAAAACGAGCUCGAACAGAUCCGCCGCCGCCAAGUACACAACUGGAACUCAAUUCGCAAAUACAGGCCGCAAUUCAGUCUAUGAGCCAGUCGAGAGCCUUUUCAUCGACCCCUCAGCCACAUACGAAUGGCCUUUUGCGCGCCGAUAGUAGUCCCUCGGUUAUGUCUGUAUCUCGGGCAAUCAAUGGAGCCACCGCAAGCAACACCAUUCGUCUCUCUACAAGGCCCCCUUAUCCCCGAAAUGUAGACAAGACAGAACCAUUGAAAAACCCAAGGCGGAGCGCAAUCAUGACCGCAAUCUGCCAAGGAGAUAAUUCGAGUAAUGUAUUGGAUCUGAUUAAAGACGCUUCAGCUGGUCCGCAAGAACAAGUGGUUGGGCAAGCAAUCGAUGUAGAUUUAAUCAUUGACGAUUUAGGCCAUACCCCACUUCACCUUGCUGCUUCUCUCGCUCAUCUUGAAACAGUUCGAUCUUUAGUAACGAAUGGAGCGGACAUUCAUCGCGGUAACUACCAAGGCGAAACUCCUCUUAUGCGGGCUGUUUUAUCAACCCAUAAUUACGACACUCAAACUUUCCCUAGCCUCCUCGAAAUUCUGCAUCCUUCAAUACGGACUAUUGAUACCGCAAAGCGCACUGUCCUUCAUCAUGCCGUCUUGACAGCAGGAGUUAAAGGACGGGCUCCACUUGCACGAUAUUACCUUGAAGGAACUCUGAGUUGGAUCGCAGAGCAUGAGAAUGCGGACUUCCGAAGUGUCGUUGAUCUUCAAGACGAACAUGGCGAUACGGCAUUGAAUAUUGCUGCUCGUGUAGGUAACAAAGGACUUGUGCGAACUCUCUUGGAUGUUGGUGCAAAUCGAUUAUUGCCUAACAAACUUGGUUUGCGACCCGGUGAUUUCGGUGUGGAACCCGAACUGUCAUCCGGUCCCAAAGCCGAGGAUUUAAUAUCCGCUUUACGAACAAGCCCUUCAGCGCCUGUGCAGAAAAGCCAAGAUGUCAUUGCUGAUCUUACGGCUAUGAUCCAAAGCCUGAGUACAGAGUUCUCGGCCGAGAUCAAAUCAAAACAAGAUGCUUUCGACGUUACAAAUGCUCAUGUUCGCGCCGCCACUCGAGAACUCGCUGAACAACGAAAACAAAUUGAUUUCUGGAACCAAAGACGAGCCGAACUCGAUCAGGUGAUGCAGCGUGUACGAAAUAUAGAAAAGGCUUUGAAAGUCGAAGAUAACGUGGAUUGGACUGGGCGAACGGAGGCUGAUGGAUCGCCGACUGUCCCUGGAACACAUCCUGCAUUUGUCUUUAGAGGACCUCAGUCGAUCAUGACGCACAUCGGUGCCGUCGACUUACCGCCUGGUGCAGAAGUGGACCCGCUUUUACCUGCGUCGGAUUCUCUAACAAGCCUUAUCAAAUUACGGCGGAUGAAGAUGUACCAGGAUCGGAUAGGUAAACUCAUGAAGGAUCGGUUACAGAGUAUGCAGGGUGCUAGUGCUGAGAAGGAAUACCAGAGCAAGAGGAUAGUUGCCUUAUGUACAGGGAUUCCAAUCGACAAAGUUGAAGAUAUGCUUGACGACUUGCUUCUUGCGGUUGAGAGUGAAUCACAAAUAAUUGAUAUUGGACGCGUUUCUGGCUUCAUGCAGAAGGUGAAUGAGACACGAUAGUCGACUUCCCCUGAUUGUUGUGCAGUUUUGACGGAUAUGCCUCUGUAUUCAUUAACCUCUCUGCUUUGCUCUUCCCUUGCUUUCCCAUAUCUGGCGUCCUAUUUCAUUCAGUGUCGACCAUUAGUGCACUCAAGAACUCUCUGU
Fomitiporia mediterranea MF3/22 is the source of this 2715-nucleotide messenger RNA. RefSeq lists its product as uncharacterized. The transcript is spliced from 6 exons. Lineage: Eukaryota; Fungi; Basidiomycota; Agaricomycetes; Hymenochaetales; Hymenochaetaceae. The record is from RefSeq and is a predicted model, not a curated record. Gene Ontology annotation, cellular component: SBF transcription complex; MBF transcription complex. Bases 37 to 2571 code for a protein of 844 amino acids. Gene Ontology annotation, molecular function: DNA binding; protein binding; transcription regulator activity.